AUGGCCAAGGAGUACAACCGCUCUGGAGCUGCAGUGAAUCUUCACCGCUGCUUCCUGCCAGCUGUGCCCGCGGAGCAGUGGAUGCACCACCCUUCGACGGGGCAGCUGACCAAUGCGGAGGAGAGCUUACGUUGCCUCCAUGCCGCCGAGAAGACGACGCCAGGCACGCUCCUUGUGAUGUGGCCCUGCUCCGAUGAGGAGCCGGCACAGAACUUCACGCUGGAUGAGGUCACCGGCCAGAUACGAACUGCAGGUGGUCUGUGCCUGGAGGUUCGUCCCAGACCGGAUGUGGAGUGGAACGAGGUGGUUACCGCUGUUUGCACUUCCGAGGCCAACCAGAUGUGGUAUUGGGGCGAGCAGCAGCUCGUCACCACCACCACCACUACCGGCUGGACGGCCUCGUGGGGCCGCCCCAGCCCCAGCCAAGCGGGGCUCCUGGAGCGGCAGAGCGGCAGCAACUGCGCCGCGCGGAGCAGCACGAGCUUGGUCACGGCGGACUGCGACGCAACGAGCUUGGACCAGUACUUCGCCUACAACCAGACUAUUCUGCAGCUGUCUGUGGCAGACGGGGAGUGCGUGCAGAGUGGAAGUAUCGUUGGGGCGGUCCUCACAGUGAGGCCCUGCGCGGACACCAGGCUUCAGCGCUUCGCCUACGACCAGACGGCGGGUCUCGUGUGGAAUCCGUGGGGCCUUUGCUUGGAGGCGGUGGACACAGGUUCGGGACUUCGCAUGGCAGCCUGUGAGCCGGACAACUCCAGGCAGCAUUGGCGAAUCAACGGAAUCGCCACCACCACGCAGACGCCGGUCUCGAUGGGAUUCCACGUAAGGCUCAAGUCCGGCAUUUGCCUAGCGGCCAAGGAUGGCAACUCCAGGAGCAGUCUUCAGAUGCGCUCCUGCGACGUCAGCGAUGACCUUCAGACCUGGUUCUACGACGAGAGUCUCGAGCAGUUCAGGAACGGCCUCGGGAAAUGCCUCAUGGCCCCACAUGCGGGCGGCAUCCGUCAGGCAAAGCUCUCCUUCACGCCGGUCCGUGGCGGUGAGGGCAUUGCUUGCCGAGGCACCGACUGGCGCGACAAUGACCGUUCGAAUUACAUCCCGUUUCUGAGAGUGGACGAUCUGGAGACGUGCCAGGGCUACUGCAGCGAGAGGGCCUCCUGCAUGGGCAUCGAGUUCAACCCGAAGAUGCGGCGUUGUGAGGUCUGGACCAAAGCUGUGCAGACCGGAGUGAUCGCCAGCAACUUCCAAUGCUACACAGCCUCGCUGGAGGAUCCCACGUUGGCAAUCUUCGAGGAAGUGGACGGGGGCUCCAACCGCGUGUGUCGCGGAGAAUCCCCAGGUGACAACAAAGCGUCGUACUUCAAGGUGACUACGGCAGAAUCCAAGGAGGCACCGGCUGUGAGGGAUUUGUUCAGGAAAACUGUGCGCAGCGGAAAAAAUAAAGCAAGAAGACAGCUGCUUCAGGCCAAGAUCACAGGGAGAUUUCGUGAGCUUACUCAGAGCAGCGCUUCGGGGGUACUGUAUUCCAGUAUGAUGAUCAAGUUACAGGGGAGCAUAAGGAGGAUAGCACUGCUGAUGAUUGCAAUUUGGAUUCGAGCCUAUUUCUAG
Symbiodinium necroappetens is the source of this 1605-nucleotide messenger RNA. The record is from the annotation of a GenBank genome assembly. NCBI's taxonomy places the organism in Eukaryota, Dinophyceae, Suessiales, Symbiodiniaceae.